Messenger RNA from Diprion similis, 1761 nucleotides. Its product is annotated as facilitated trehalose transporter Tret1-like. The transcript has 4 exons. The record is from RefSeq and is a predicted model, not a curated record. Gene Ontology annotation, molecular function: transmembrane transporter activity. NCBI's taxonomy places the organism in Eukaryota, Metazoa, Arthropoda, Insecta, Hymenoptera, Diprionidae. Gene Ontology annotation, biological process: transmembrane transport. Bases 280 to 1761 code for a protein of 493 amino acids. Gene Ontology annotation, cellular component: membrane.
CACCUUCAUUGCGGCUCUUGACAUGCUCACAUACCACAUGAAUAUGCGUAGACACAUUGAUGCUGAUAAGUGUAUGUUCGUUAUCGCUUCAGCAAGGCUCGCAAGCGCGUCGGCUAGCUUCCCCAGCGAUAAUUCCGCUCUUUUCUUGUAUAAAUACAAGAUUGCUACAUUAAAUUAUGUAUCCGUUGCACAAUGGCCAACUAAGCUUGAUCAUUUGAGCGAGUGCAGUGCUUGAUGUCUAACCAACACUUGUAAUAACUCUGUACAAGCGUCUCAACGAUGGACAACGACAAGGUGACUGCAUUGAGCUUGGUCGAUAGGUCGGAGAUGACUGGUUUUUGCCAGCGCAAACCCGACCCAAGCGGGAGAACUCAGUGGAAGCAAUGGAUGGGCAGCAUCACUGCAACGAUGUCGAUGAUCUCCGCUGGCACUGUCUACGGAUGGUACACGAUAUGCAUUUCCCGUCUUAAAAGUCCUGAAGCUCCGGUACGUUUUUCGUCUGACGAAGGAGGCUGGCUUCUGUCUUUGACUGUUGUGGGGUCAAUGAUAGGGCCGUUCAUCGGAGCUGCUAUGGCUGAUAGUAUCGGCCGCAAGAAGACCCUGCUAAUAUCUACUCUAUACUUUAUUAUUGGCUGGGUAAUCGUGGUCUUCGCCCGAAACGUGCCAACCUACUACGUGGCUAGGCUGAUCCUUGGCAUUGGAGUCGGCGUUUCGUACACGGUAAAUCCGAUGUACGUUUCCGAGGUUGCCGACGUAAACAUUCGUGGUGCUCUUGGAACACUGAUAGCCACGAACGUGUUCACAGGUUCAUUAUUCGCCUGUGUAGUCGGGUACUGGGCGUCCAUCCAGGUCCUCACAGUGAUACUCCUUUCCGUCCCAAUUUUAUUUUUGGCAACAUUCAUCUGGUUCCCGGAGAGCCCGUAUCACCUGGCAGCGAAGGGACGAUACGAGGAGGCUAUGGCAGCCAUCAAAUUUUUCAAGGGGAUCCAGGAUGACGUGGAGGUCAGGGACGAGCUCGACUUGAUUUUACAAAACAUAAACGAGAACAUAGACGAACAGAGCUUUCGGGAAAAGCUGUCCGAGCUGCGUUUACCCAACAAUCGCCGGGCUCUUUUCAUCGUCAUCGGUUUAAUCGCCGCCCAACAACUGAGCGGGUCCUUCACCACUACUUCCUACCUGGAGGAUCUCUUCAAGGACGCUCACAUAGCCCUCGACGCCGACCUCGCGACUUGCAUCGUCUUGGCAGUGAGUCUGGUCUCCUGUACCUUGUCCACGUACACGGUGGAGAAGGCAGGCAGAAGGCCACUCCUGUUUGCCUCUACUCUGGGCACAACCACGACUCUGGGUAUUUUGGCGACUUACAUACUCCUGAAAACCCGGACCUCGAUCGAUGUUUCGGUUGUAAACUGGAUCCCAAUUCUGGACGUAAUACUUUUCCAAAUCGCGUACCAAAUUGGCUUGGGAACCCUGACGAACUCUUUGAUCGGUGAACUUUUUCCAACAAACGUCAAGGGCAUCGCCGGCGCCACAAUCACUGUUACCGACGGUAUUUUGGGAUCCACUAUUUCCAAGCUUUAUCAAGUGAUCGGUGAUAUUCUCGGGAUACACGUCGUUUAUUAUUUUUUUACUGGCUCCUGCCUUCUCGCGUUCUUCUUUGUUCUUGCGUUUGUACCAGAAACUAAGAACAAAACAUUUGCUCAGAUACAGAUUGACUUGGGUGAUAGGAAACUUCAGUGUGUUAAGCGAAGAAAUAAAGACUGA